ACUGUCACUUACUGGUUUAUAAAAUCUAGUAAGUUCAUUGGAGAGGAAGUGCUCUACAAGUAUAAAAUACAAAUUAGAUUUUUCUUUUUGACCACUAGGUUUCUAAUGUUCCUCCUUAGACUGAGAUUGGGAUUUUUGUUUGGUUUGGUUUGGGUUUUGUUUGUGUAUUAGGGCAGACACUACCUCUUUUUCAUUGUUGCGUUUUUGACACAGGUGCAAGAGCUUAAUAUAUGUGGUUGAAUCAAUGAUCGAGGUUCAGAAGAGUCAAAGAAAAACUUCUGUUUGUUGAUAGCUACUUCAGACAUUACCCGUGAUCUACCAAUUAUGAAGUUGGACCAUUUGGAAACAACGUUAGAAAAUUGUCUUGGCUUCUCCUACUCCAGAGAGGGGAUCUCAUCCAGGGCCAUGAUACUACUUCCUCAUCAUCCAUGUGCUGCUUGGUCGAACUAAUGCUGCAGGAGCCCUGGUCCUUUGCAGAGGAAUCAAGCUGACUCUUGGCAUGAGGCCCCUGCUUUGUGGGGCUUGAGAGAGACACUGCCAUGGCUUCUCUGGAUGACCCAGGGGAAGUGAGGGAGGGCUUCCUCUGCCCUUUGUGCCUGAAGGACCUGCAGUCUUUCUAUCAGCUUCAUUCACAUUAUGAGGAAGAGCACUCUGGGGAAGACCGUGAUGUCAAAGGGCAAAUCAAAAGUCUUGUCCAGAAGGCUAAGAAAGCAAAGAACAGGCUGUUGAAACGAGAUGAUGACCGAGGAGAAUCGGGGACCCAAGGAUAUGAGUCUUUCAGUUAUGGGGGGGUUGAUCCUUACAUGUGGGAACCCCAGGAACUUGGUGCUGUGAGAAGCCAUCUUUCUGACUUCAAAAAACACCGAGCUGCCAGGAUUGACCACUAUGUUGUUGAAGUCAAUAAAUUAAUAAUCAGGUUAGAGAAGCUCACUGCAUUUGACAGAACGAAUACCGAGUCGGCUAAGAUCCGAGCAAUAGAAAAGUCCGUGGUACCUUGGGUCAAUGACCAGGAUGUCCCUUUUUGUCCAGACUGUGGGAAUAAGUUUAGUAUCCGUAAUCGCCGCCACCACUGCCGUCUCUGUGGGUCUAUUAUGUGCAAGAAGUGUAUGGAGCUCAUCAGCCUUCCCUUGGCAAACAAGCUCACCAGUGCCAGCAAGGAUUCCCUGAGUACCCACACCAGCCCCAGUCAGUCACCCAACAGUGUCCAUGGCUCCCGUAGGGGCAGCAUCAGCAGCAUGAGCAGUGUAAGCUCCGUCCUGGAUGAGAGAGAUGAUGACCGAAUCCGCUGCUGUACACAUUGCAAGGACACACUGCUCAAGAGAGAGCAGCAGAUCGACGAGAAGGAGCACACCCCCGACAUUGUGAAGCUCUAUGAGAAAUUACGACUUUGCAUGGAGAAAGUUGACCAAAAAGCUCCUGAAUACAUCAAGAUGGCAGCAUCAUUAAAUGCUGGAGAGACAACCUACAGCCUGGAACAUGCCAAUGACCUUCGAAUAGAAGUGCAGAAAGUGUACGAGCUAAUAGAUGCUUUAAGUAAGAAGAUCUUAACCCUGGGCUUGAACCAGGAUCCUCCACCACAUCUAAACACUUUGCGGCUGCAGAGGAUGAUCAGAUACUCAGCUACACUUUUUGUGCAGGAAAAGUUGCUUGGUUUGAUGUCACUGCCAACCAAAGAACAGUUUGAGGAACUAAAAAAGAAAAGGAAGCAGGAGAUAGAGAGGAAGAGGAAACUGGAAAGACAGGCUGCCCUGGAAUCUCAGCGAAGGCUUGAGGAAAGGCAGAGUGACCUGCUAUCUCGUGCCAACGGGGAGGUGGCAUCUCUUCGCAGGGGCCCUGCCCCCUUGAGAAAGGCUGAGGGCUGGCUCCCACUGUCAGGAGGUCAAGGACAGAGUGAAGAUUCGGACCCCCUCCUUCAGCAGAUCCACAACAUCACAUCAUUUAUCAGGCAGGCCAAGGCCGCAGGCCGGACAGAUGAAGUGCGCACACUGCAGGAGAACCUCCAGCAGUUGCAGGAUGAGUAUGACCAGCAGCAGACAGAGAAGGCCAUUGAGCUGUCCCGGAAGCAGGCUGAGGAGGAGGACCUGCAACGGGAACAGCUGCAGAUGCUGCGUGAACGGGAAUGGGAACGAGAAAAGGAACAGUUCCAGGCUGCAUCCCUGCACACACGGACUCAGUCUCUGGACUUCCGAGAAAUCAGGCCUUUUCAGCUGGAGCCCAGCAGAGAGCCUCACACCCACCUUACUCAUGCGUUGGAUCUGGGCUCUUCCUUGGUUCAGAGCAGUGCAGCUGCCAAGACCCCUUCACCCAGCUCAGCUCUCGAGCCCAUUAGAGUGUGGUCUGGGCCCCCAGCUCUUGGCCAGGAAUUCUUUCCCCAGAGCACCAUGUCACAGCAAGAUGAGGUCCCCUCCUUAAAUCCCUUUGAUGAGGAAAACUCUUCCAGCCCCACAGCAAAGGGCUCUACCAGCCCUCCUGCUGCAGAGCCUUCCUUUGGCUCUUCAUCCCGCAUCCUCAAAGAUUAUAAUCCUUUUGAGGAAGAGGAAGAAGAGGAGACAGUGGAAGGAAAUCCCUUUACUAACUCAGACAGCCCAGCACCCAACCCCUUCGAUGAGGAAGAUGAGCAUCCCCACCAGAGGCCCUCAAGCCCUCCUCUUCCUGGCAACCCCUUCGAGGAAGCCACCUGUACCAACCCCUUUGAGAUGGACAGUGACAGUGGGCCUGAGGGCGAGGAGCCCAUAGAGGAGGAGCUCCUCCUCCAGCAGAUUGAUAACAUCAAGGCAUACAUCUUUGAUGCCAAGCAGUGCGGCCGCCUGGAUGAGGUGGAGGUGCUGACGGAGAACCUGAGAGAGCUGAAGCGCACCCUGGCCAAACAGAAGGGGGCCACUGACUGACCAAUGGGUGGGCAGGGCUUCUUUGGGUCCAGGGGCCUGGCAGAAGCCAGUGGAGCAGGAGAGAGAGUUGGUGGGAUUGAUGGGAAGAAGGAAGGGGUAGAAUUAAGAUGCACACAGAUUAAGGGAGGAAGUCUGUUUAGUGCUGUGCAUUUAAAGGUUUUUCCACUACAGUUGAAUAAUAACAUGGGAACUAGAACAGGAAGGAUCAGCAUUCAUUUGCCGUUUUAUUUUUUCCUGGUUUUUUUUUUUUUCUUUUUCACUUGGGGUUUCCCUUUAGAAGGGACUUUAAAUUUUUACUACUGCAGUAUACCUAAAUGCAGUUCUGUUGGUCCAUUUGUUCCUGCCUAGUCUUUGGUUAUUAUGCAGUAUUAUAGGGCAGCCUUAUAUAGGGCCCUUUAGCCAAGAUGGACAAGAUGGGUUCCUUUAAACCUUACAAUGCCCUGGCAAAAGUCUUUCACUGUUAGGCUGUGGGUUUCUUUCACCCAGGGCUUCCUCUGCCCUCUGGGUACAUCCUGCUUGUACAAUGGAAGGGGGAGGUAUUGCUAGGAAGGCACUAGUUUAGACCCAGGGGAGCCCCGCGGGUGAUAGGGAUGAGGUUUCACUAGGGUCUGUUUCCUUCUCUGUUUUAAGUUCUCAUCUCUUUUAGGAAGUUAAACACUCACUGCUGGGAUAUCACCGUCCGUCUCAUCGUGAGCUUUUUAGAAAAUAGGAGUGGUUAACUUUGUGGUCCAUAGAGCUAGUAUUAUUUGGGAGAAGAGUCUGCACCCAAAUGUUGCUCUGUUGGAACUGAAUGACUGCUGGGACAAUUGUCUGUCCUUGGAGACAUCUCCUCUAGAUUUUUGGCAAAAUUACUCGAACUUGGGAUUUUUCAGAGGACCCAGUCUAUAAUGUAGGAAUUGGCGAUCAGGAAGCUUUUGUGGAACUUUGUCAGGAGAGUGGAAGCUUCCCUAAGUCAGAAGAUAAAACAAAAUAAUUUUCAAGGCUAAUUGAUCAGCCUUCUUCCCUUUUGGUUCAUCUUGUCCUGACUUGGGGCACCAGUGAGAUAUUUUUUUCUUAGUGUUUAGUAUUAAGAAACUGAAAUGUUUGAAGAGGCACAACCCAGGACCAUUCUGGUAGCACUGUUGUACUUGAACUCUUCUCCAGUUGAGGACAAAAAGGGAAAUUGUUAAUUUAGCUCUGGUGCUUUGGUUUACAGGAACAUAACCCUUAACUGGCAUCUGACAUCAUGAUACCUAAGUGCUCAGCUCUGGGUAGAGUUCCUGCAAUUAUGCUUCUUAAUUAAUGAACAGUAACUGACCACUAGUCACUUUAUACCCCUUAGCUAAACUAACUCUGUGUCAUACUGUCACUGGUUACUGGUGUGAGUGCUAAAAUUCAUUUUGUUACAUUCUGGGAAGACUCCUGUUGAUCUUGGGAAUGUUUGAAAAACAUCGUGGUGUAAAAAUAACCUGUAUUUGUGUUGACACUAUUAUCAUUAAUUUAGCACCCACUGGAUCUUUAGACUGAAUGAAAAGGUCCUGUAUAGGGGUGUGGGAAUGUGGGGAGUCAGUGGAGGGUGUGUGUGGAAGCUCCCUCGCAUUUGGGUUUUGUUCACAAAGGAAUGUGAGUGGUCACUAACGUUAGCCAGUUGCCAACCUUGCUGAUCACCAUGAUGGUUUUGGGAGGUUGGCAAUCAGGCAUCUAAAAUGUUGCCUGGUACAGGUAUCUUUUCUUCCUCGAAGUUUGUGCCCUUCAUGCUGUUAAUUCUGGAAUUUUUCAUGGAUGGCUGCAUGCUCCUCCCUGCUCAGUCUGUCAUUUCUCUCUGACUGAAGAGGAGGAAGGUCUCUGCACCAAAAAGCAGGUAGUUCAAGAAGCUAAAUGCUGCUUCUCAUAACUAACUUUUCUCAUGAAAAUAUCUCUUUUAAUUAGCUGGUGGUUUCAAAUAAGACUAGUUCACUGAACAUAUCCUUUCCCUGAAAUCAACCACAGGUAGCAGUCUGUAAGUAACUAAGCAUCGAGAACCACACAUAAAAGAAACAUUUUUAAAACUAAAAAAAAAAAAAAAAUCACUGAAUAUCCCCUAAACCAAACUAAAACCUUCUGAUGUGAAUUCUUUCAUGGCCGUACUCUUCCAUGAAUUCUUCCAUUUAAUUCUUUAUGGCUAUAUUCUCCUAUAAUCAUAUACAUGAUAGGAUUUAGAAUUCUCUAUUUCUCAGCAGUACUAUUUCCCAGAAUUCACACAGACCCAAAGUUGAAUUUACAGAGAUUAAUUAACAUCAUGGAAAAGAUGGCCUGUGAAUUGCAGCCAUAAUUUUAAGUUCUUACCUCAUGUGAAUAUUUCAUCCUUCUUGCAGUCCUUCAAGGCAACUGGUAUUCUCUCUUAGGAAAAUGAGCACGUUCUUGAUAUGGCGUUGGCAGGUCUGCCUAGAUAAAGAUCACACAUGGAAGAGACUUUGGGGAUUCAGGCAUCAAAUGAAGUUGGCUUUUCUCUUGUUUGGAUUUUUCCCUGUCUAAUACACUAAGGACACUUACUGAUUGUACUUGCAGCUCAAUGUGUCUUUGCUGUUCAGAUACUAAAAUGUACCUGAGUCUUCAUGAGCUAUGUGAUGAUAGGCUAGACAUUGGCAUAGUGAGGUGAUGGGACUUAAAGUGAGAAGCUGGUCUCUUUACCGGGUCACAGACUGUGGUAGCAGAUUGUGCUGGUCAUACGACAAUGAUGGACAAUUUGAGAGUCAUCGAUUUGCAUGCACUACUCUGGGGCCUUGUACCUUUUUAAAAAAAAAUAAAAUAAAAUAGCAGAUGUAAGUGA
Molecule: messenger RNA, 5676 nt
Organism: Pteropus alecto (black flying fox)
Lineage: Eukaryota; Metazoa; Chordata; Mammalia; Chiroptera; Pteropodidae
Gene: RBSN
Product: rabenosyn, RAB effector
Exons: 12
Coding region: 540-2888 (782 amino acids)
Molecular function (GO): metal ion binding
Source: RefSeq, a predicted model, not a curated record